AUGGUUCAUCUCGCCAAAGUUAAGAAGGACAAUGAGGUCCUCCCCCCUACUCAUGACAUUGUCUCUAUUGAUCCUCCGGAUAUAAAUGACUUCGAUACCAAUGUCUACGGCAGUCACUUUGCCGCUGAUCAUAUGCCUCAGAAUGUAAUGCCAGAGCGAGAGAUGCCCCGCCAGGUUGCCGCUCGGAUGAUCAAGGAUGAGCUGAGUCUGGACGGUAAUCCCAAGCUCAACCUCGCUAGUUUCGUCACAACCUACAUGGAAGAGGAGAUUGAGCAGAUCAUGACCGAAUCUUUCAGCAAGAACUUCAUUGAUUAUGAGGAAUACCCGCACUCCGCCGAGAUCCAGAACCGAUGUGUGAAUAUGAUUGCUAGACUCUUCAAUAUUCCCACUGAUCCCUCCAGUGAUAAUGCCAUGGGUACUUCAACCAUUGGGUCUUCCGAGGCUAUCAUGCUUGGAACACUGGCUAUGAAGAAGCGAUGGCAGAACAAGCGCAAGGCUGAGGGCAAGGACUACAUGCACCCCAACAUUAUCAUGAACAGUGCUGUCCAGGUCUGCUGGGAAAAGGCUGCUCGUUACUUCGAUAUCGAGGAGAAGUACGUCUACUGCACCGACACUCGCUUCGUUCUCGACCCCCAACAGGCAGUCGAUUUGGUGGAUGAGAACACAAUUGGUAUCUGUGCUAUCUUGGGUACCACCUACACCGGUGAAUACGAGGAUGUCAAGGCGAUCAACGAUCUACUGGUGGAGCGUAACAUCGACUGCCCAAUCCACGUUGACGCAGCCAGUGGUGGCUUUGUCGCUCCAUUCAUCCACCCUGAACUUGAAUGGGACUUCCGCCUGGAAAAGGUGGUUUCCAUCAACGUCUCGGGUCACAAGUAUGGUCUGGUCUACCCUGGUGUCGGAUGGGUCAUCUGGCGCUCUCCAGAGUUUUUGCCCCAGGAAUUAGUAUUCAACAUCAACUACCUAGGAGCCGACCAGGCCAGCUUUACUCUGAACUUCUCCAAGGGCGCUUCUCAUGUUAUUGGGCAGUACUAUCAGCUGAUCCGUCUGGGCAAGCACGGCUACCGUGCAAUCAUGACCAACUUGACUCGCAUCAGCGACUAUAUGUCUCAGGAGCUUGAGAAGAUGGGCAUGAUCAUCCUGAGCGAAAAGUGUGGCCGUGGCCUGCCUCUGGUGGCCUUCCGUCUUCCCCCCAACCACGGUCGUGUCUAUGAUGAAUUCGCUGUGGCCCACCAACUACGUGAACGUGGCUGGAUUGUACCUGCGUACACUAUGGCGCCCAAUUGCGAGAAGCUGCAGAUGAUGCGAAUCGUCAUCCGCGAAGACUUCAGCAUGAACCGAUGCGACAGCUUGCUUCAGGACUUCAAACUUGCCAUCGAAACGUUGAAUUCUAUGGACAAGGCCAUGAUUGCCAAGUACAGGACGCAUAUGCAGAGCCACCGCAACCACCCUCGGCACGAGUCGCGCACUCACCCUCACUACAAGGGAGAGAAACACUCACUGCAGGGCAAGACCGGCAAGACACAUGGCGUGUGUUAA
Messenger RNA from Penicillium vulpinum, 1539 nucleotides. RefSeq names its product glutamate decarboxylase. The record is from RefSeq and is a predicted model, not a curated record. Gene Ontology annotation, molecular function: pyridoxal phosphate binding; glutamate decarboxylase activity. Gene Ontology annotation, cellular component: cytosol. The transcript has 2 exons. Lineage: Eukaryota; Fungi; Ascomycota; Eurotiomycetes; Eurotiales; Aspergillaceae. Gene Ontology annotation, biological process: L-glutamate catabolic process. Bases 1 to 1539 code for a protein of 512 amino acids.